Molecule: messenger RNA, 3040 nt
Organism: Dermacentor albipictus
Lineage: Eukaryota; Metazoa; Arthropoda; Arachnida; Ixodida; Ixodidae
Source: RefSeq, a predicted model, not a curated record
CAGUCGACCCCGAACCUCUGCCAAGCCAUUCAGCCACGGCAGCGCAAGAACGACGGUCAGUACGCCUCUUCAGCCGCAUUCGUCAUUGUAGUCGCGCCCUCACGCCGCCGAAGACUCACGCCUGAAGAUACUUCAGCCAUUUUACCGCUCGUCUGUGUUCACUCCGCAUCAGAAGAAAAGCACGGCCGUCAGAUGAAGAGUGCCGUGAAUGUUCACAACUAGCCCGGAACUAACUUGAAUCCCGCGCAUAACCUGUGGCUUAGCGCUCACUCGCCUAGUCUCCCGUGCGCCCAGCCUCGCUUUGCGGUGCAUCAUGCCAGGAAUUAUUUGGGAGGAGCUUGACUCAACGACCAUGUCGCGGCUCGGAGUCGACCUUAUCCGCGAUGAAUUGGCCCGACGCGAGUUAGAGAGCACCGGCUCUAAGGAAGAGCUCAUUCAGCGCCUCGAAGCCGACAUUCACCAACGUCGUGAAGCAACGCCACGGUCAAGCGUGGAGAGGGCGGGUACCGCCGGCAACUCAGGUUUGACCCUUGAUACCGCGACGCUCGAAAGUCUGGCACUUCUGUUUCAACAGCUGCCACGCCCCUCGACUACAGUUACCACACUGCCAGACCUGUCGUCAUCGAUUGCCUACUUCGAUCAGUCUCCAGCACAAAAUGUUAAUGUCUGGCUCAAUGACGUCCGCCGGGUACAGCAGCUUGCCGCAUGGGACGACGCCACCACCCGUCUCAUUGCCGCAAGUAAACUGAAAGGCACAGCUCGUAAUUGGCACCUCGCUUUUGGAAAUCACCAUUCAACCUGGGAAACAUGGAGCGCCGCCCUGAAGGAAACAUUUUCAUCGGAGCUGACCCUCAUCGAAUGGCAGGAACGCGUCAUAAAGAUCAGACAGGGCCCAGGCGAGAGCCUACAAGAAUACGCUUACGCAAAGCUGCGUGUGGUUGAAAGCUGCCCCGUCACCCUUACCGACGCCCAGAAAAUUGAUUACCUACUACAAGGUCUUCAAGAACCACAUGUCAUUGCGGCCAUCGCGGCUAAUAGGCCGUUAACAGUGCGUGACUUCAUGUCCACGUGCACAAGCCUAGACAAGUGCACUCAACGUGCCCAUGACAGGGCAAGCGUAAAACAGCCGCUGCUUCCACAGAAGCCACCCCCUCGUUCAUUUCAAAGUGGCAAUUCAGGACGUCAGCAAUAUAACUAUCAGCCACCAGCUCCGCCAACAGCUACAACAGCACAGCCAAGACAGCGCAUUUCCGAGUUGCCUAAGGAACAACAGGAACGAAGAUACGAAGCCAUUUCUGCGCAGUAUGGGGCCCCAGCAUUCCGGAGCGGCCAAGACAUCGCACAAGCAACUUGUUACAAGUGCAAAGAGUUAGGGCAUUUGGCGUCGGCAUGUCCCUCGCGUAGCAACAGGGCACCACCGUCAACCAUCCCUGAUGCCCAACAGCCACGGGCCUUUCACAGUAUGCCUGAAAAACUUGAAGGCUCCCAACAUCAAUGUCCAUUUUUCACGGCGGCUAUUGCAGGAGUCGGAGAACAUGAAGCAUAUCCGGACUCUGGCUCGAACGUGACAUUGAUUUCUAAAGCCAUCCUACCUUCCGCAAUGAUCUUGCCAUGGACUAAUUUCCCUCUUGCCGUCGUUGGAGGUGGUACAGCGCUACCAGUUGGGUCCGCCCUCCUUAAGAUAACUAUUGGCCCUAUCACUGGUGUGGUUGAGGCAGCAGUUUUGGAGAACAACGUCCUACCCCUUAUUCUGGGUGAAGACUGGUUUUUGGCAGCGCGAGCCCGCUUGAUCUUCCAGCCACCAGAGCCCACUCAGCUACAACAUCCAGCCACGGGUGUAACGCUUCUAGCUACUCAGCGUCUGGUCCCGCGAAUGGCCAAUGCCGUCAUUUUAGCCCGCUCAAAACUUUUUGCGCCGGCAGAAGCAACGUUACAAGACUGUCUACAACGAGAACCCUUACCUUCGCCAGAAGAGCCUCCCUGGCAAGUUUUGGCGGCGAAGACAGUGCCGCUGGAAAGCAGCACUGCCACACUACAAGUCCGCACUACGGUGCCUGUGACCAUCCACCCCGAACUUCCACCAGCCAGCCUAGGCAGCCAGCUCUCGCCUGAACAGCAGUCUGUCAUUGCUGACAUACUGGCCAAGAACAAUGCCGUCUUUUCUCGCCAUGAAGAUGACAUCGGUCAUUUUACCGACACUCAACAUCGCAUUGAUUUGCUGCCCAAUACCGUGCCGUACAGCCGCAGCCCUUACAGAUAUACGCUAGAAGACAGGCAAUUCCUCGAAAGUAGCCCACGACUGCGUGAAAAGCUCCUCAAAGAAAAAGACUUGGCACUUGCCAAGGCUGAGCCGAUUUGCAAAGCGGAGGAAGCAGCAUCGCUGCAAAACAAUGCCUGGGCGCAGCCCGAUAAGCACGUGGCGCUGGUUAUGAAGCGGUCUGGGCCGGUUCGCAAAGUGGAGCAUGCGGUGCAAGAAGAUCCCUCGGCACAGCCCGAUAAGCAAUGUGCCCCAGGCUGCCAGGACAACGCUACCCUUGGGGCUUGCGACCCAUUUGCAACAACGGGAACCAACGGUCCGGUUGCAACAACGGGUGUCAGCACUGAGGUUCCAACAGCUGGUGGCCGCGCUGAGAUUCCAACAGCCGGUGCCAUCGGUGCGGUUCAAACAAAACCGAGCUCUUCGCUGCUUCGAUCAUACAGCGGUGGUGUCAUUCGGCAUUUCGGUAUGGCAAGGCUACUAGUGACCGCGAACGGCCGGUCGAAGGAUGUCAACUUCUAUGUCGUCAAAAAGGGCAACCAAGCUAUACUGGGACUACUAGCAUGCGAGUCGCUUGGUCUGGUGUCACGUGCAGUGGAUGCUGUAAAAGAAGGAAGCGCCACAGCGGGUGGCAGUGAGGACGUUCUAACCGAAUUCCGCCAGCUUUUUCAGGGAACAGGCUGCAUGAGUCGCCAGUAUAAAAUGGUCCUACGCAAGGAUGCGACGCCAGUUGUCCAGCCAGCUCGGCGGGUGCCCUUGGCGCUGAGGCAACCUCUGAGGUAG